Anguilla rostrata (American eel) is the source of this 2782-nucleotide messenger RNA. RefSeq names its product splA/ryanodine receptor domain and SOCS box containing 4a (gene spsb4a). Gene Ontology annotation, cellular component: SCF ubiquitin ligase complex. The record is from RefSeq and is a predicted model, not a curated record. Gene Ontology annotation, molecular function: protein binding. Lineage: Eukaryota; Metazoa; Chordata; Actinopteri; Anguilliformes; Anguillidae. Gene Ontology annotation, biological process: proteasome-mediated ubiquitin-dependent protein catabolic process. The transcript has 4 exons. Bases 962 to 1795 code for a protein of 277 amino acids.
UGGCCAAAUAAUUGGCGUCCUGAGUCAUUACCCAAGUCGUGACCUUAUGGUAUAUUUUGACUUGUUGACAAAUAAAUCGUUUCGCGCUGUUGGGGAUACGCUUCCAGUCUGUAGGAUAGCAUUAACAACACAUUAUCGAUUUACAUUUAGCCUACCUUAACCGUCUUCAAAGAAAUCAGAAGUGAGUAGGCUAUUCGGUUGCCCAAGAAUAGGUUUAGCAGAGCAUCGAUUUAGCAGGCUCGACAGCUCACCGAAGUGGAGACUCUAGAAACAAGGCAGACAUUAGGACAUGGAGGGUUUUCUUACUCCAAACUAACCCAGCAGUCAUCACCUCUGCCCGUCUUUCUCCAGAACGCGUCCAAUCAGCGUCUGUCAGGGAAGCAUGAAUGAAUGGCCACAUCCACAAAAUGACUUUCAACGCUCAGCCAACAAAGAGACGGUCGUCGUGCGCAGCUUUGUGUUGCGGUACGGAUGAGGGGACACAAACAGACGAUUUUAGCGACAGCGCGCAUAAUGAUAUUUACUGCUAGGUAGCAAAAGCGCAACUGUUUCAACAGAGGAUACAUACGCGGACAUCGACCAAAGCUUUUCAUCAAGAAACUUCAUCCAUUGCAGCGACUGCUCACUUACAAACGAGGUUUGGUACCUCUCUCACUCCCGCCUCAUGCUGCUUCUGUACUGCGACUGACACGACUGGAGCUUUAGCCCAGCACAGCCAAGGUUCCGGCCAGGGCGGGAGCCGCACCUUACGGCACUGAGAGGACCGCGGCUUCUUUUGAAGAGGGCCGAUUCGCCGCGGCGCGGCGCUGACUCCGUCCGUCUCCCGAGAGACGCAGCUGGGGCCGGCGGAGGGAGGCGGGGCCCGGCAGCCUUGAUGAGGUAACAGAGGGCGCCGGAGCAGAGACAGACCCCCGCGAAAGCCCCGCCCCCGCGCCCCUCCCCCGCCCCGGGCCGCGGCGCGAUGGGUCAGAAGGUCUCGGGGAGCAUCAAGUCCGUGGACGCGCGGGGCGAGCCGUCGUACCGCCCCGCCCGCCGCGAGCUGCGGGGGCCCGACUUCUGCCGGCCGGCGCGGCUGGACCUGCUGCUGGACAUGCCGCCGGCGGGGCCCGAGCUGCAGGCGCGGCACGCCUGGAACCCCGACGACCGCUCGCUCAACGUCUUCGUCAAGGACGACGACCGGCUCACCUUCCACCGCCACCCGGUGGCGCAGAGCACCGACUGCAUCCGGGGCCGCGUGGGCCACACCCGCGGCCUGCACGCCUGGCGCGUCCACUGGCCCAGCCGCCAGCGCGGCACGCACGCCGUGGUGGGCGUGGCCACGGCCGCCGCGCCCCUCCACUCGGUGGGCUACACCUCGCUGGUGGGCAGCGACGGCGAGUCGUGGGGCUGGGACCUGGGGCGCAACAAGCUCUACCACGACAGCAAGAACCAGCCGCCCGCGGCCCCGCCCACCUACCCCGCCUUCCUGGAGCCCGACGAGGCCUUCGUGCUGCCCGACGCCCUGGUGGUGGUGCUGGACAUGGACGAGGGCACGCUCAGCUUCAUGGUGGACGGCCAGUACCUGGGCGUGGCCUUCCGGGGCCUGAAGGGGAAGAAGCUGUACCCCAUCGUCAGCGCCGUGUGGGGCCACUGCGAGAUCACCAUGCGCUACAUCAACGGCCUCGACCCGGAGCCCCUUCCGCUGCUGGACCUGUGUCGGCGCGCCGCCCGGCUGGCGCUGGGCCGGGGUCGGCUGCACCAGAUCCACACCCUGCCGCUGCCUCAGUCUCUGAAGAACUACCUGCAGUACCAGUGAGGCGGGCCUCCCGGCGCCGCCGCCGCCGCCUUCCUUUCCGGGGCUCCGCCCAUCCGGGACCUGCUCCCGCCCUGACGGACAGGUGGGUGUGGGAACGGGCCGGGCGAAGAGAAGCGCGUACGAGCGCCAUCGCCCCCCGGAGUGGGGCGGAGCUGGGCGGGGCUGGGCGGGGCUCGACCCGUGAAACCCAGGGCUCUGGGGCUAAGCCGCGGGGGGGGGGGGGGGGUUCUGAAAGCACACUACUCGUGGCGCGGCUUUGGGAUGUUUAUAACCGGAUUUAUCGGUCACCGGAUCUCUCAGGACUCGUAACCGCGCUGGGUCCAACCCAGCCGCCCGGAAGUGGGACCCUGAGGUCUGACUGGGGACCGCGUUUCACUGCGUUCCAGUUCCCACGGUCACAGCCCGCCUCGCCCCGUCGGCUCAUUGCCAUGCUGGGUAAUUAUGUGCCACGUACUGAGCACAACACCAACCUGGACCAAUCGCCAGGAGGCUCUGCUUCGGUCAACCAAUCAGAAGCAAGAUCCAGUCACCGGGUGGCUCCUUGAGUCACCGAGCUUCCUGUUUUAUCUGAAUCAUCUUUUAUUUCAAAAGGAGGCUGUACUCCAAAGGUUACAUUUCUUUUUUUAUUUUCGAGUGUUAGUUUUUAAAACUGCUAUUUAUAUACGUGUGGAUUCUGGUUCUGAUUAUUUUAAGAAUGGUGGUGAUCAUAACUGUAAUGUGUUAGACUGACUUUUUUAAUUCUGAGGGGUUUACAAUGCAGGUCUGUACACCUGGGGUGGGGAAGACCGCUUCUGUCACCACACUUUAUUUUUAAUAAGAUGCUGCUUUUUCAACAUUAUUAUUAUUAUUUCUAAUGUCUUAGGUCUGUCAGCCUGCUUGGCUCGGACGUGUGAUUGGACAUCAUCAUGUCAUGAGAGGUAGUGGAAUGUACUCUACGGACAAUGCUGCCCUUUGCUUUUAAAAUGUGAAUAAAAAUUAAUUAUCACA